Hepatospora eriocheir is the source of this 189-nucleotide messenger RNA. The record is from the annotation of a GenBank genome assembly. NCBI's taxonomy places the organism in Eukaryota, Fungi, Microsporidia, Hepatosporidae.
AUGACCGUGACUCAAAUUAAAGGAACUGAUACAGUGACUAACUCAGUUAAUUGCAUCAGAUUAGAAGUUAGUAACCAUAUCAUUGGUGGAAAAUACGGAAACCCAGGGAGAGUUGUACAAAUAGAAAAGUCUCUUUUUAAAGGUCGAAAAUACAAUAGAGAAAUAAUUCUUCUUGUUUACUAUAUGUAA